This is a messenger RNA of Drosophila sulfurigaster albostrigata, 1438 nucleotides long. RefSeq lists its product as uncharacterized. The transcript is spliced from 2 exons. The record is from RefSeq and is a predicted model, not a curated record. NCBI's taxonomy places the organism in Eukaryota, Metazoa, Arthropoda, Insecta, Diptera, Drosophilidae. The coding region runs from base 71 to 775 and encodes 234 amino acids.
AAGAACUUCUUUACGUGCUUCACUUGUUUGAUCAAUAUCGCAAGGAAUUCACAAAUAGAAAACUAGUAAAAUGAGUAAAUUGGAUGAUUUAUUGGGCAAAAAGAAGACUGUAGUGCCCGUCUUGGAUCUGAGUCGCAGUAACAUCCAGUCGACGGAGGAGUUUAAGCGACUGAUGGAAAAGGUGCCCGACUAUAAGAUGCGACCCAUCAAAGUGCGAGCUGAGGAAAUAAAAAUUCGAGAAAAGGACUACGCCUUUAAAAUGCCCAAGAAAGAAAUGCGCAAGCUGCUGAAGAGCAAUGGCGAACGGGAGUUGCUCUACACUUAUGCAGAUCCUGUGCCCGGCGAGAUGAAGGAUGUGGUCCUAAUGGAGCUGUGCGCUGUGCCCAUUGACUGGAAGAUGCUGACCACACUGCGACCCAAGUCUAAACAGGAAGAGGAAUACUUUAGUCGCAUGGUCGAGAUGGGCAAACUGGAGCUUAAAACCGAGGCCAAGGAUCGAAGGGAUUUUGCAUUGAACAAUUGCAUUAAAAAGAUCAAAAACAAGUCGGGCAUCGUCGAAACGCGACUCGUGACUUGCGAAUCCUGCGGCGAGGAAAUGUGUUGGGGAAAAUCGUGUGGCGACUUCAAUUACGAUUUGUAUAUACGUGUCGAGGCCAAAGUGCUGAAGCCAAAGCCGUUAGCGUUGUCAUCGAAUAAAACCAAGUUAAAUGGACGGAAAAAAUCAACAAUCGGUGGCGCUAAAAUCAAAGUGAAGAAAUCAACAAAUGCUAAAUAGUUUUUAAGCUACUUAAUCGCAAUUAAAUCACACAUUUUCAAGGGCUUUCUAAAUUGUAACCGAUUUGCAAUAAAUGGCUUAUAAUCAAUCAUAAUGGAGCCAUGCUUAAGGUCAGGAAAACUCCCAUGGAAAAUGAUCUUAAUAGCAGUCAAGUUUAGAUUUCUUCAAUAGCGCCUUAUAUUUGACGAGUUUAACAAUUUGUCAUAAUCACUUUUGUUACAUAAAUGUUAAUUGUGUUUCUCAGUCGUGACUUGAAAAUUACAACCUUGCUGUAAAAUAAACAACCAAAUCUCUAAUCUAUUAUUACGAGCCUUGUAGUUAAAACACAUAUUAUUACACUGGGAAUUCUCGUUGCUUCGACUUGUUUAAACAAAUAUAUUAAAAACACAAAACUAUUUCAAAUAUUAUGUUUUACUGCCAAUUUAAUUGACACGCAAAAAAGGAAACAAAAAACACGAUUCAAAUAUUCCAAAAAUGCAAAUGCAAAGCAGUAGAAAUUUUUCAGAUAUUUUCUAUGGUCAUUAAAAGGCAAAACACACAGCUUUUGCCGGCUCGAAAACAAGAAAUCAAUAACAUGUUGUUGAGCAUCGACGUUUGAAUGCUCUUAUGCAUUGUUCGGCGACUAAAAAUUGUUGAAAGUUUUGCAAGGACAUGCGGAAAAAA